Messenger RNA from Panicum virgatum (switchgrass), 630 nucleotides. Its product is annotated as arabinogalactan protein 23-like. NCBI's taxonomy places the organism in Eukaryota, Viridiplantae, Streptophyta, Magnoliopsida, Poales, Poaceae. The record is from RefSeq and is a predicted model, not a curated record. Bases 196 to 369 code for a protein of 57 amino acids. The transcript has a single exon.
ACCUACCCUUCGUCUCCUCCAACCGAUCCAAGCUAUAAGAACCCACCCCACCCCCUGCCCUCCUCCCCCCAGGCAGGCAAGCAAGCAGGGCGCGGCUAGCAAGUGUGAUCAUCCUUGAUCAGGCUUGCUAAUUACCCCUUCUCGUUUCUUCCUCGUCUCCGACAGACGGCAGCUAGUAAUCCUCGACGAGUCGUGAUGGAGAUGAAGAAGGUCGCCUGCGCCGUCCUAGUGGCCGCCUCGGCCACCGUGGCCCUCGCCGCCGAUGCCCCGGCGCCCGCACCCACCAGCGCCUCCUCGGCCGCCUUCCCAGCCGUCGGCGCGGUGAUCGGCGCCUCCGUGCUCUCCUUCUUCGCCUACUGCCUUCAGUAGAUUGCUAGAGGAGGAUCGGAAGCAUGCUGCUUCUGGCUGCGGUUGAAUUCUAUUUAUGUUUUAUCCAAGUACCUUAAUUUGGGUUUAAUCUGGAUUAUUUGACCAUAAUGAUUGAUCCACUCAUUUGAUUUUGCUUUGACGUUUCUUCCCCCCUCUAUGUUAAUUUCCACCUGUAAAGAGGGGAGGAUCGGAGGCGCUAUUUGUUUGGACAUGAAAGUUGGAAAUUAAUCAAUAUACCCAUUUGUUUGACUUGUGCUGUUA